Lethenteron reissneri (Far Eastern brook lamprey) is the source of this 6444-nucleotide messenger RNA. RefSeq names its product inactive ubiquitin carboxyl-terminal hydrolase 54-like. The record is from RefSeq and is a predicted model, not a curated record. Gene Ontology annotation, biological process: protein deubiquitination. Lineage: Eukaryota; Metazoa; Chordata; Hyperoartia; Petromyzontiformes; Petromyzontidae. Gene Ontology annotation, molecular function: cysteine-type deubiquitinase activity.
UGAGGAAGCAGCGCGAGAUGGAGCUGGACUCGGUGCGGGCCCGCACCGCCGAGGUGCCUGACUCGCAGAGCACGCCGAGCGCAGCGACGGCACAACCCGGCAGAGACGGGCCCAGCAGUAGCGGCGGCAAUAACGGGAGCGGCAGCAGCAGCAGCAGCGGUGCCGUGAAUGCCCCCAGCAGACCUGUCGCCCAACCGAGAGAACCGGAGAGAAACGAGCCGGAGGACGAACAUAGCCCCGGGGAGCUCGGAGCCACGGGCGAGCGGCGGGCUGAGCGGGUAUCGGCGCGACAGUGGACCGUGCCGGAACACUUUGUUUGGGAGGAGUACGAUUCCGGCAUGGACACGGGGAGGGCAGCAACGUCCCCACAAAGUGAGGCAUAUGGUGCAAGUCCCAGAGAAGGAGGCUUUAAUUGGCCACCUGCUGUGCAGAGGACGGCCAAUCGGGAUGUGCCAGAAGAGGGUGGCAACCAAACAGUGGUCAUGUCGGCGAUGGCCACGGCUCGGCAGCUGCACCCCCCGGGCUUCUCGGACCGCAGCCCGUCAUCGACUCGCGGGCAACCGCAUGCCCCGACCGCCGAGCCGGAGAGGAGACGACCGUCACCCGCUACGGAGCCUCGCACGGUGCUGCCUCCGCGGGGGGUGCUGCAGCAGCCACCGCCCGGGCACUCCGCGGUCGACGGCAGCGGUGGGCGGCUGCGGGAGCAGCAGGACGAUUCCUACGCCGCCGAGAAUCUCCGCAAACUCUCGCUGCACUUCCACGGCAGGCCACCAGUCGACGGGCAGGCCGCACCUCGCCACGUCGCCAGCCCGGUCAAGCCGCAGGGCCCCAGGUGGCUCGCGUGACCUUGCCGGUGGCGCGGCUAGCAGACCCCCGGGGCCGAGCACGGCUCACCGGAUGGGGCCGGCAGACGACGGCGCUUCCGCUGGGCAGCGCUUGCACGUCCUGCCGGUGCAGUGGGAGGCGCCUCGCGAUAGAGUCCCAGACAGUAACGAGGAUCGCAGAGCGCCACAUGGGGGUCGCCAUGCCUUGCCCGAAGACACGCUUCCCGCCGGGCCGCUGAGCCACGACACGUGGAUGCCGGACGUCGACGUCGACCGCUCCCCUGCCAAGCGCUCCCUCUCCACCCCAGUGCUGUCGCCCACCGCGGAUGACGUGGGAGCGUACGGCGUGACGUACACGCAGGAGGGCGGCGCGUCUCACGCGUACGAUUACGCGCCUCGGGCUUCGCCGGGCGGCGGCGGCGGGGGCGGUCGUGUUCCUCCAUCGUUGGCCGGCUACGGCAACGUGCGUGCCGCCCCACCGGGGAGGGGGGGACAGGCACCGCGCUCGGCCGUCCCGUUUGUCCCGCACAGCGAGUCUCUGCCAGGGAGAAUGAGCGCGAACCACGCAGACAACUACGCCGACUACCGGCAGCGGCCGCCGAGCCAGCGGACGGGCCCGGGGGGGGAGGCAAGCACGCAGCCCUCGCCGACGUACAGUGUCGGGCGCGUGUCGCAGGUGCGCCCCGUCGACGCCGCCGAGAUGCGCGCCCGUGUCCUCGACCACUACUACGCCACGCGCACACUGGGGCGCGGCUCUCGCCAGGUGCCUCCGUCACCCACGCAGGCGCAUGGGCGCAUCUACGAGUACGAUGACUCCCCCCCGCAGGCUUCCCCCACGUCGCCGUGCAGCCUCGGCGGAGUCUCGCCCAGGGCCUGGCGCGGGGAGUUUGCCUACCCCGGCAGGGACGUCGUGCACGUCGGUGGCCAGGCCCAGCAGAAAGUGCCGGGGCAAGCAAUGUUGGGCCGCGGAGGAUUCACCGAUGGUUCAGAGUGGUCGACGGCGGUUGUGCGUUCGCGGCAAGACGUCCCUCCAAGCUCCGCCCGUUUAGAGUUGCCGCACCACGGUUAUAACAACACCAGCAGCACCCUCCCACGCAGCAUUCCGCAGACUCCAUUCAGGCAGGACAUGCGACUGGAGGCCAGGUCUCUGCCGCGUGAGGUAGCCUCGUCCGUAAGCCUCUCCUCGCUUCUUCUAAACAACCACCACCAGCGCCAGCAGUACAAGCAUCAGCAGCCCCAGCCCUCAACGCGGAGCCCCUCGCUUGGUGCGCAUGCCCUCGCUGUGCUGGAGAGGAGAAGCCGCGAGCAGCAGCUCGUGGCGCGGCGUGAAGUGCCCCCGAGUGGCAACCCGCUUGUCCUGUCACCCGCUGACGGUUUGGCACGCGGCCCCGGGCGAAUGGACGUGCCCCCCGACCGGGAGUCGCUCCUUAUGUCGCCGCUCGCCGAUUUUCCCAGGAGCUGGCGGUUGCCGGCACGCGUGGACGUGCCUCCGGACGAGGACUCUCUCCGUGCGCUCGCGGCGACGUCAUCGCCCCCCGUACAGCCGCGCUACGCCGAGCUGGGCCACAGGCACCCGGCGUUUUCGUACGAUGAGGAGUGGGCGCGAGUGUCGGCCACACUGCCAUCGCGUGGACGGCGAAACGCGUCGGAUAGCGGCGCUUACGCCGACACGGUUUCCUACGCCGACCCUUACGCGUACUCUGGCCCGGCCAGUGCCGGUGCUGCCGAGUUCCGGCAAGGUGUCAUGCCGGGAUCGCUGUCCUCGGCCAGCCUGAUUGAGUCCGCCAAGCUUGCCUACCCACGUCGCUGAAAGGCUCAGCGCAGCAGCCUUUUGGGUUGUGCUUAAUACACAAUUCAAUGUUUUUAAAUUGCUUUGGCUUUGUUACAUUUUCGAGCCCAAGUCGCUUCCUGUAAUGGGAUUCAAUUUGGUUUGGCAGUGCGCGUGCAUUUCAUUUAUCUGAAUUGGCCAACUUCCGCCACAAAAACUGCUGGCCUUGUCAAAGAUAAUGUAACUUAUUGCAAGUUUCUGUUCAUGAUGAUGCCACUUCAUGUGCUGUGCACAUUUCCGUGGCUUCCUGAUGUUGCCCGCUACGUUGCAAAGUUCCAUUGAAAUGUCAGUAGUGGGAAGAUUCUUUUCCAGUUUUUGAGGCUGCCUUACUCUGUUGAAUCCUCAUUUGGAUGUAUUACUUUUAUUUGCUUUGUAAACUAAUGUUGUUUCCGAAUGCUGCGCUCCAUUGAAUAGAAUGCCGUAGUUUUCCUACUACAACAUUUACAGACACUAUGAAUACCAUGCUGCCCUCAUUACUGUUGCGAAAUGCAAAAUCCACUACAUGUCACGUUGCAGUGGUUAGCUGUUUAAAGGAGAGUUGUGGUCACUUUGUUUUGCACGGUUUUAGGUUUUUUUACACUUACUUUUUGAUAGGUGUUAGCAUAUAAUACUGUAUUUUCUAUGUACAUCUACAAACACUAUUUUUACAUUGGCGUAUAUGAAAUGUAUUGCAUACACGUAAAGCUUAAUAUGCUGAUUAUUAGUGAGCUUCAUUUUCAGCAACGUAGCAGAGUGUUUAUGAAAACUUCUAUCUUGUAUUUGACUUAGUUGCACAACAUUUUUUAUGCGCUUUGGUGUCUUGUCAAGGCAAAACUUUUUCAGUAUUUCAGCAGCAACAAACAAAACGUUUAUGCACGCAUACGAGCCAAAGGAAAUCGCGUCGUUGAUUUAACGGAUGCAAGCCUUUAUGCAGACUCAAGCGGGAUGCAAGUGAUGCCGAGGUUCAAACUGUUAUCCUGUCAUCGCACACAAAAGCCUUGAAGUUGCUGUGUAUAUUUUUGUCAAAUGUCUGUCACCUUGCAGAGGGGGGGGGGCAUGUGGCUGUAAUUUUUGUUGUUGUUGUUGUCGUGCAGCCGAGUGACACACCUGAAAACCCAAGUGGAAUUGCAAUCGUGGAUACAGCCCCAUUGGGCAAUUCGAGUACCACCUUUCAGGUCCACACAAUGCCGAUGGGCCUUUUAAGUAAGCUCAUCCAUGCGGGGAGAAAUCGGUUCAAGGAUCACGUAGCCCAAACAUUAAACGGUCCUCAUUUCACAGAUAUCCACUGAGGCCUGUAUGGUUCCGGCUUGUCGGACUCACGUGUGCUGCGAUGUCACGGUUCUAGUCACAUGACCGGCCGAAGCAUCGUCUUCCUGUCGGAAGCGCUUUGUUCUGUUUUGUGCUGCGUCUUUAAACGUGAUGAUGGUCCUGGUCGCAUGUCAACUGAACAGACAGUGAGGGGGCACCGGUUCCAUAUAAAUGGCGUUGUUUCACCGUUCUCACGGCUUCAACCGUUUACACACACACACGAGUUCAGCUGUGAAUCCACCACAAGUGCCGAUGUUGCAGACUGGUGACUUGUUCGCAAUGAGGACUUGAAAAUAAAUGUGCGCGAGUUUAAUGGACAAUAAUAAUAAUAAUAGUGGGGUGGGGGUGGGGGAUGGGGGAGACGCAUUGAAACGACACUCAGGCUUCAGAUUGAGAUGAAGACUUUCAUUGUGAUGUAAUAUCUUUGUUCUGUGGAAUUCUUGUUCCUUGUUAUGUAGAUAUAAUUGUUUUAGAUAUUUACAUGUCAAAAGUUACGUGUACGGAUUUGAUAAUUUGUCAGUUGGCACAAGGUUAGCAAAUGGAACAUUUACUGGAAUUAGCUGAAAAUCUGUGGCUAUAUUGUCAAUAAUAUUACCCGUUGACCACUGUGUGACAAGUUGCUACAUUUCUCUGCGUCCACACUGUUUUCUUGUUCCGAUAGAACGUUAACGGUCAGCAUUCAAUUUUGUGAAUUUCAAUUACACCACUGGAAUUAAAUGCCGUGUGUGGGAUGUCCAGUCGUUGGUCCUGCGAAUGUUCUACGUGGGAGGGAAAAGAUUGACACGCAUGGAAUGAUCACAGCAGUGCGGCCUUUGCACGAAGUGAACAUACGUGGUUGCAUAAGAGGGAGUUCAAGUGUCAGUGUUGGUUGAUCUUGUAUUGGUCUGUGAUUAAGGGAGCCUUGUAUAAUUGCGCCGUCUGAUGGAUGGUCCAUAUUGAUGCUGUUUCGAUGCCACAGGAUUUAUAGACAGAGUGGUUUUACUGCUCAUGUUGGGAGGUGUUUUUGAUUUCCUAGCAGCCUUGCGGACACACUGGGAGGGGUGGUGGACAAGGGAAUUAUUUUAGCAGGCGAUUGGAAAGUGGUAAAGUCCACCUUCAUGAUGCUCAUGGUGGAAUUGUAGGAAAUGAUCAGCCAAGUAGUUUAAUCUACAUGGGCUAUCGAAUCUUACACUUCUCAGCCACAACACUGGACCGGCCACUCUGCUUGUGCAUUGGUCAGGGUUUGGGUUUUGCCUAAAUCCUCUUACUGUGCCGCUUCAUUGCUUUGCAACGUUUAUUCAUGAAGGCUACGUGCUGAUUUUACAUGGAGGUUUUUGCAUCAUUCACCACCUCCGACAAACAUUUUCUUGGUGCAACACUGAUUCGUUGCUAGAAUUGGCUCACGGCACGUUUUGCCUGCCCUGAGCAAGAUGCUCGUUUGCAUGUAUCCCCAUUGUAACGUGGGGUAUGUUAUGUUUUGCAAUAUAUUAUUUACUUAAACUGUAAUAGUACACGACAAUCCCAUGCAGCUUUGAAACCAAAUACUGGAUUAAAGUUUUGUUACCUGCUUUUUUUCGCCCCCUUCAUAAAUGUUUUCGUAUUUUUAGUUAGUAUUGUUAUAACACCACUGUUUUGUUGCCUAUUUUAUAAACAUUUUUUAAGUCCUAGUUGCUUUGAGUCGGAUAUUUUUUGCUAUACAAUUAUUUGAAUUGUGCGGUUUACUUUGUGCCGUUUUUUUUUAUAGUCUGAGAAGUGUAACCGCUAUAACGUGAUGCUGAAACAAAACAAAAAAAAACAUUCUCUGCGGUGAUAAAAAAAACCUGUGGAUGCUCUGCUCUUCGCCUUGUUACACCACACUGCGUCACUUUGUGUCAGACCCACGGAGCGCCGAAUUGUGGCAAUUGGCGUGUUUCGCCUUCAUGUUGGAAACAAGGACCACGUGCGGCACAACACGUGGUGCUCCGCCACACCGCGCGUCUUUCAGCUACACUUGCACCAGAGGUCGCAAACGGGUUUUGAUUCCUUACCCGUACCCGGCCGCACCAGGGUCGCAAACGGGUACCCAUACCCGGCCGGGUACGGGUAUCGGGUACCUGAUUGCGACCUCUGGGAUGAAGCCAUGUUGCAGGCGCGGGUUGGUUGAUUCUAGGAACUUGAAUUGUGAGAAGAGACCAGACGUUGGGAAAUGAGUGACAAACGGUGACUCACCAGUGACUCACGGCCUACCCGUACCCGGCCGCACCAGGGUUGCAAACGGGUACCCGUACCCGGCCAGGUACGGGUAGCCGGGUAUCGGGUAGGGUACGGGUAUCGGGUACCCGGUUGCGACCUCUGACUUACACAGAUCCGCAUCGCUGUCCUGAAGGAGUGGUUUGAAAUCCACCGGAAUUUCCCCCCCUUUUGGCACAAUCUGGAAACGCAGGCAGUUUCGUGAGACUGGUGUACACGUACAGCUUGUUUAUAUAUUUUUUGUUGCUUAAAACCAUUUUGGAUUAUUCCAUGAACCACAUGCCUACUCGGCAUUUU